UCGUAAAGUCCUGUUAACAACAGAAAAACCGAGAUGGACACCACUAGAGACGCCUGACAGUUUCUGUCUGUAUUCUUAAUUGUUAUCUGAAAUGUUUAAGUAGUGACCGCCAGGCUUCAUCACACAGGACCAGUUGUAAAAAUGGAGGCCAUGGAAGAUGACAGUUUGGACAUGAAAGACGACCACAACCACAACUAUUGUGCGAGCAGCGGCAGUAAAGUCCGCACGUAUCUGAGUAGCCAACUGUCGGAUGGAGCGGCGGUCCCGCAGCCUGCCUGCCCACCGGUGCCGGGAGGAGAACCAGGCAGUCGACGAGGGAAGCUGAGAUCCGGCAGCACUGGGGGGUCAAAGUGCAUGGACUCGGAUUCAAGCAGCGAGAGCAGCGAAGUCAGCGAGACUGACUGCUCCGCUCCUCCAGCCGCCGCUGAGGGAAAAUUCACCCUCGAUUCUACUUCCAAGUUCCUUCUGAAUGCAAUGGCUGUAGAAGACUACCGGAAAAACCACUGGCCAAACCUGGAGAAGGCCAUAGACCGUCUGCUGAUCCAGAAUCCAACAGACCACAUCUCUGUUUCUUAUGCACAAAUAUACAGUUACGUCUAUAAGUGUGUUUGUCAGCAGCACUCUGAGCUGCUCUACAAUGAUCUAACGUUAAAAAUAACAAAUCACCUGCAACAGGUCUCCACCCAUCUACAAGCCAGCCCACCUGAGAACUUUAUUGAGAACUUUAAUGUUGCUCUGACGCAAUACACAGCUUCUCUCCAAUGCAUAGUUCCUGUGUUUAUGUACUUGAAUAAGUUCUACAUCGAGUCAAAGCUGAACAGAGACCUGAGAGAGGAUCUGAUGAAGCUGUUCGCCGAUCACGUCGCAGAAAUACACGUGAACACACUGAUGCCUCUUCUUAUCAAAGCUCAUUCCAUGCCGUUUCAAGUGCAGCCUUCUACAAUGGCCAGUGUGGUUAAAGGCCUCUACAGCCUCCGACCAGACUGGGCCCAGUUAGCUCCGGAUCUCUUCUCUGGGUUUAUUCCCCAAAUCAACCCUCCUGCUGUGGAGUCUCUACUGCCCGACUACGCUGCUCACGACCAGAAGUUACAGAUGGAGCUCUCCUUAAACGGAUUCCCACGAGGUGACCAGUCUCGCAAGCGGGCCAGCGAUGACUCCUGAUAGCAGAGCUGCCGCCACCACACUCGUUGCAGAACUAUUACUGUGCCUCCUACAUCUUUAUCACACGUUGGCUCACUGCACUAGGUACAAUGUUGACAAUGUGUCAGUUUCAUCAUCGACUCAAAGUCCUAAAACACUGUGAACAACAAAGAGAGCUCGAUGUUGGGUUGCUGAGCAGAAGCCUAAUCUCACUGCUCUAAAAAACAAGCACACAGACUUCCAUUAUGGUGCUUUCCUCUGUGAUUAUGAUGCAUCCAGCUUCAGUAUUAAUGGGAUGCUGUGUGCGCUGAGUUGGGUUUCUUCAUGUUCUCCUCAUUUGAAGAGUGCCUUCACGGUGCCUUCUGAUCGGAUAUCCAAACGACGGAUAGGCUGAUGAGUUCAUUCCUAACCUUUAACAUGGAAGUGUCUUUUUGAUAGACUGGGCUAAUCAAGACUUUCUAUUGCUGCUAACAAUACUGUCCAUGUGAUAAUUCUACAACUCCCUCAGCGUCACCCACUGUGUCUGUAACCCACUGGCUUUGCUCAGCUCAGACGAGUGCAGAAAGAAACGAGAACAAAUGGGAACUAAGUCAUCGACCUCAACUCUGAUUCUCUUCUUCAUGUUGCCUUUACUGCAUUGGUAAACCGGAUUGUAUUUUCCCGUUACGCCAAAGAGGAUUUGCAUUUUUUUUUUUCCUUUUAUAUAUAUCGCAUUGGAUUCAAGCUGACAUUGUUAAUGUUGUAUGUUGUCUGAGUCACUGAGCCAUUUCAUUUUUUUAUACUAACAUAUUUUGAGCUUUGGUUGUUUGUUAUGCUCAAGUCAAAUUCUAACUUUAAAUAUUACUUGUUUUGCCUUGCAUGUAGGAUUGGCAGGGAUUGCCAUGUAGGACAUUACAUUAUUUGUCAGAAGGCUUAAAAAAACCACAGAAUAGUGUUAGACAAUUUGACUUAAGUUUGUUCGGCGACUAAAUUGUUCCUAAACUGUAAAUAUAUCAAACCUGACACUUCAUUAAUCUGAUGUAAAGAAUUAGACUUGGGCGGUAUCGAUGUCUCACAACUUCCUAAGGUAUACGGUAUAUACCGCUUUUCAGGGUUUUCCUACACAUUAAUGUGUUUGUGGCGCACUGCCACAACAUCAGCAACUGCCGCCACAUAUAGAUUUUGUAGUUUUGGAGCUGCCUCUCUCUCUCUUGCUGUCUCUUUCUCUCCCGCAGCAGAAUGCACUCUAGGCAUAGACGGAGCUGCACAAUGCCAAGCUCAGUGAAAGUCAAACAUAACCUUUCAUUAGUUCAUGUAGUUUUGUCCAACCCUCUUAGGAUGAAACAGCUGCAUUCCCAUGGAAACUACACACACUGCAGCCCAGCGCUGGGUCUAACUGUGUAUAAGCAGCAGAAGGAAGUUUGCUUUCACUCGCAUCUGCAAAAGCUGUUCCUCUAAUCUAUCACUCAUCUCAUCACAUCUGAGUGAUCCAACCACAAACUGAUCAAAAGGAAAUGUUGAUUGUGAUAAUCAAACAGUUCUUUUCUCAAUAGUCCAUCCCGUGGCUCAAAACUCCUCUAACUGCUUCAGAGGAAAAAAAAUAAAAAGUUAAGAAAAGUUUGCUUAUGCUGCGUUCAUGGACCCACAAGAACCGCCAAAUGUGGAAUGAUCACUGAUACCCCUUUUCCACCAAAGACGCUCUGGUUCUUAAACUGGUUCCAUUCAGGAUUCUUGGAACCUGAACCUGAAUGGUUCCAAGCAUGCUUUCUAGGGAACCAGCGCUCAUUUCCACCAGUUUUGAGUGGAACCAUUGUCAUCAAGGAUGAGGCAUCAAUGGAUCGUUUUGCACAAUGCACACUGGAAAUAAACAGUACAAGCAAUAUCGAUUACAUCAAUUAGCAAUGAACUUUUGUUCUGUUAUUACAGAUGCUUGUUUUUUUCUAGUUCCGAGCUCUGUCUUUCCGUUUUUUAUUUUUGUUCAAAAUACUCUAAACAGUUCAAAAUUAGGCAUGGGAACCAGAACAGAACUAGUUUAACGUUGGUGAAAAAGGGGUACAAAUGACUACAAAACACACAAACAGAAAAAAUAAAACUCACUAAAACCGUCUUGGUAAUUCUCUCUGUUGUUCCAAAAAUCACCAACUCUGGUUUGGUUGACAUCAUUCACAAAAUUGGAGGAAAAUAUGCUUUUUCUUUAUUCCGUUAUUCCCUGCGGUCUCUGCUGUCAGUGGGGGGCUUUUUAAUAGUACUGUAAUGCCAUUCCUACCAUUGAGUCACCAUAUUUCUCAGCCCAGCUGCCUGUUCCACCAAUAGAUGCUGACCUCUGGUGGCACAUGCUGUGCACUACAAUACAAUGCCUCAAUACAGCAUCUCCUUUUCAGUUUAAUAGAAAGAUGAGCAUCUCUUUUUUGAUAGUAUUAAAAGUCAUACCCUCUGGAUUUCUAAGCAGCCUGCUGUACCGUAAUGCCCUGAUACCACCUAAGCCAAAAAGAAAAAGAUAUGCAAAUGUCGUUUGGCUUGAGUCUGGCGUACUUGUGCAAAAAUGUUCCCAACAUGCCUAACAUGUAUAGAGUAUUAGUGAUGUAAAUAGUUUUUGGUCUUUGCAUAGCGGUCGGUGUACACUAGCUUUUGUCACAGAUGCAUUUUUGUUAAAUGAUUCACUUGAAUAGAAGUAUUUGAUACAAGGUCUUACACUGUUUUAAGUGUAUAAUAGAUGCUCAGGCUUGCUUUUUCGUCUCCAUCUGUGGGCCUUGGAAAUGGUUCUCAUCAUUUUUCAAACUAAUUUCAUUAUUCAUGGGGCAUGGAGGUGAUUUUGUUUUUCACUGUUCAAGAUUUUAAAUCUGAAUCUUGACAAAUGUCAGUCUCUACAAUUAGUAGGGAUAAUGAUGAAGUCAGAGUCAUUGCAGAUGCCAAACACUGGAUGUAUGUUACUUGCUGAGUAACUUUCUAACAUGCUGCAAAAAAUCUCCAUGUUAAAACAACUGUGAAUAAACUUCCACUUGGCUUAAAUGCUGUUUCAGAAAUCUGUCGCAAAAAAAAAAAAAAUCUGUUUUCCAAAACCAAUAAAAUUCUU
Molecule: messenger RNA, 4192 nt
Organism: Plectropomus leopardus (leopard coralgrouper)
Lineage: Eukaryota; Metazoa; Chordata; Actinopteri; Perciformes; Serranidae
Gene: cacul1
Product: CDK2 associated cullin domain 1
Biological process (GO): positive regulation of protein kinase activity; ubiquitin-dependent protein catabolic process; G1/S transition of mitotic cell cycle
Molecular function (GO): protein kinase binding; ubiquitin protein ligase binding
Source: RefSeq, a predicted model, not a curated record